UGAUUGGUCCGGCUCUCCGGCAGCGGCCAUGAGCGCCGGCGCUGAGCUGCGGAGCCCGAGCGGGGCUCUCAGUCGUCGCAGCUCCGUCCGUGCGUGGCCGUGCGGCUCAGGAACAGGCUGUGCGCCGCUCCAGCUGCAGUCUGCUCCGGCUGAAUGAAGGGCUCCGUCCAUGCGGAGGUUCGCGCUCACGCUGCUGCCCUGCGCUGCCGCCGUCCUGGUGCACUUGUGGCUGGCGCACCGACGCUCCUCCACCCCGCCGGACUGCGCUCCACUCUCCGAUGAGCCCCUGCCUUUCUAUGAAGUUCUGGUGGGAGUUCUGUCAGCGAGACACCACCAUGAGCUGCGACAGGCCAUAAGGGAGACCUGGCUGGGCUACAUCAGAGAUCACCCCCACUUCCAGCACAGGGUGGAGGUGAAGUUCAUCGUGGGAAAUCAUGGCUGCGAUGUUCCCGAGGAGGACAGGGAGGACCCUUACUCCUGCAGCCUCCUGAACUUCAGCGAGCCGGUGACGGGUCAGGAUGCUGAGAUAGAGACGGUGGUGGUCACCGACCCGUCUGUGCUUGCUCCCGCCGACGUGUCCGCCGUCGCCCUGGACUUCAAGGUCCUCCAUCCGGUGGUCGUUACCAAACUUGGGGUGUUUUCCAGCAGCUCAAGAGCCGAGCUUCAUGGAAAUGUGACGGUGAAGCUCCUGCAGCUCGAUCAAGAGGAGGCCGUGGUCACGGCUCGCUUCAGCCCCGCUAGCACAGGAACCAUGCUGAACUGGGUGUGGUACAAACCUGUGGAGCAGUUCAUCCUACCGAAGGGCUUCGAGGGGACGCUGGUUUGGGAGAGCGCAGACUCGGCCGCUCUGACCACGGUCGACGCCUCGUCUGUGAAGCUCAGCGAUGGAGGAGGAGUCCUGAAGAUCUCCUCUAUUGCAGAGGGCGUCCUGCCCCACAGAAGUGCUCUUGGAUUUCCUGGUUUGGCCGGAGGCUUCACAUUUACUAUCUAUGAUGGAGACGGUCUGGCGGAGCUCCUGCGUGGUCGUCCGGCCAGGAUGGAGAGCCACGCCUCCAGGCUGAGGCGGGAAGACGCGGCGCUGCAGGAGGAGAGCCUCCGACAUGGAGACAUGGUGCUGGUGGACGUGGUGGACACAUACAGGAACGUGCCCUCCAAACUGCUUCAGUUCUAUAAAUGGUCUGUGGAGAACACGGCGUUCAGUCUGCUGCUGAAGGCGGAUGACGAUUGCUACAUCGAUGUGGACUCCGUGUUACUAAAAAUUGACCACAAAGCUCUGAAGCGGCGCCAUUUCUGGUGGGGGAAUUUCAGGCAGAACUGGGCGGUGGAUCGUAUCGGGAAGUGGCAGGAGCUGGAGUACGCCAGCCCGGCCUACCCGGCGUUCGCGUGCGGAUCGGGGUACGUGGUUUCUCAGGACCUGGUCCAGUGGCUCGCCGGCAACGCAGACAAACUGAAGGCCUACCAGGGAGAAGAUGUGAGCAUGGGGAUUUGGAUGGCAGCAGUUGGACCACAGAAAUAUCAGGACGCCGGCUGGCUCUGCGAGAAGGAGUGUUACGCCGACAUGCUGUCGUCUCCUCAGCACACGGCGGAGGAGCUGCGCUCGCUCUGGGACAGGAAGAGGGUCUGCGGCGACCCCUGCGGCUGCCUGUGGGACCCUUAAACGUCGUCACGCCGCUCCGCGGGUAAAAAAACUGACAAUUUCUGUCAUGGAUUUAGCUUCAAAGACCAAAAUGAGCCAUUAUAUGUUAGAAUCUUACUAUUUUUGAGGUCCAUCAAAAUAAUCAAAUCUAGCAGUAACUUGAAUAAUUUGUGGUUUUAAAGCUCAUUUAGUCACUUUUAGCAUUUAUAAAGAAAUUGAUGCUGGUUUUCUGUCAGGGAUGCACGUGUAAAGAAUCCGCCUGAACGCUGUUGGCAUUGAUCCGGGUUUACAGUUGAUUCUAUGUCCUCAUUUGUACACUUCAUGAGGGUCUUUCACACAAACACUUUGUACUGUUGUGCGAACCGUGAUGUGGCCUUUCUGUGUUAGUUAGGCAUCUUUGUGUGUGUUUGCACCUGUGAUGUCUGCAGAGAGUUGGAUGCAGCUCUCCUCAAAGGUAAUAAAGCUGACUAAAGACGGAUCAAAA
Oryzias latipes (Japanese medaka) is the source of this 2120-nucleotide messenger RNA. RefSeq names its product beta-1,3-N-acetylgalactosaminyltransferase 2 (gene b3galnt2). The record is from RefSeq and is a predicted model, not a curated record. Gene Ontology annotation, molecular function: hexosyltransferase activity; UDP-glycosyltransferase activity. Gene Ontology annotation, biological process: protein O-linked glycosylation. Gene Ontology annotation, cellular component: Golgi membrane. NCBI's taxonomy places the organism in Eukaryota, Metazoa, Chordata, Actinopteri, Beloniformes, Adrianichthyidae.